UUUCUCUUUCCCACAUUGCUGUAGGAGAAGCCCCCUCCUCUCUCACCCAUCCCUCCCCUCCUUCCUGUCCCUCAGCUCGAACCAAUCAGGCCUCUCGGUGGGGGCAGGGCAAAGCAGAACCACCAUUCCUGUGUGGAGCUGCUGCAUCUCCCCAGAGCUAACAGGGAGCUAGCAGCUCAGAGGGAGGAGACACGCUUCAGCUUCGGGCCUGCUGCUUUUUCUUCUGCUCCAGACAGAGAGGGAUCAGCGAGGGGGGAACAGGAAGACCCUUCACUCCGUAGUGUGUGUCAGCUCCUGGCGGACGUGCAGGCAGGAUGAUAGCGGCUCAGCUUCUGGCCUACUACUUCACCGAGUUGAAGGAUGAUCAACUCAAAAAGAUCGAUAAGUACCUGUACUCCAUGCGGUUCUCCGAUGACACGGUGAAGGACAUCAUGAACCGGUUCCGCAGGGAGAUGGAGAACGGGCUCGGCCGGGACACCAGCCCCACGGCCACCGUCAAGAUGCUGCCCACCUUUGUCAGGUCCAUCCCUGACGGAUCAGAGAAGGGGGACUUCAUCGCUCUGGAUCUCGGAGGCUCGAACUUCCGGAUCCUACGAGUCAAAGUGACUCAGGACAAGAAGCAGCCCGUCCAGAUGGAGAGCCAGGUCUACGAGACCCCCGAUGACAUCAUCCACGGCAACGGGACUCGGCUGUUUGGCCAUGUUGCAGAUUGCCUGGGCGACUUCAUGGAGAAGCAAAACAUCAAGGAUAAAAAGCUUCCAGUGGGAUUUACGUUCUCCUUCCCGUGUGCCCAGUCCAAACUGGACGAGGCGGUCUUAGUGACAUGGACAAAGAAGUUCAAAGCCAGCGGAGUCGAGGGCAUGGACGUUGUGCAGCUUCUGAAUAAGGCCAUCAAGAAACGAGGGGACUAUGAGGCCGACAUCAUGGCGGUGGUUAACGACACGACCGGCACCAUGAUGACGUGUGGAUUUGACGAUCAGCGCUGUGAAGUCGGCAUCAUCAUCGGAACGGGAACGAACGCCUGCUACAUGGAGGAGCUGCGUCACAUCGACCUGGUGGAGGGAGACGAGGGGAGGAUGUGCAUCAACACCGAGUGGGGGGCCUUCGGAGACGACGGGUCCCUGGAGGACAUCCGCACAGAGUUUGACCGUGAGAUCGACAGGGGGUCAAUCAACCCCGGGAAACAGCUGUUUGAGAAGAUGGCGAGUGGGAUGUACAUGGGGGAGCUGGUUCGACUCAUCCUGGUCAAGAUGGCCAAAGAGGGGCUGCUAUUCGAGGGGAGGAUAACCCCUGAGUUGCUGACGAAAGGAAAGAUCGAGACGAAACACGUUUCUGCCAUCGAAAAGACCAAAGAGGGGCUGAAGAAGUGCAUGGAGAUCCUGACGAGGCUCGGGGUGGAGCCGUCCGAUGAAGACUGCCUGGCCGUGCAGCAUGUGUGCACCAUCGUAUCCUUCCGCUCUGCAAAUCUGAUCUCUGCCACACUGGGAGGCAUCCUCUCCCGUCUGAAGGAAAACAAAGGAGUCGCACGCCUACGCACCACCGUGGGCAUCGACGGCUCGCUCUACAAGAUGCACCCUCAAUACGCCCGACGUCUGCACAAGACGGUGCGUCGCCUGGUGCCGGACUCGGAUGUGCGCUUCCUGCUGUCGGAGAGUGGGAGUGCGAAAGGCGCCGCCAUGGUGACGGCCGUGGCGUACCGUCUGACGGAGCAGGCUCGCCAGAUCCAGCAGACCAUGGCGGAGUUCAGGCUGAGCAAAGAGCAGCUGCUGGAGGUGAAGAAGCGCAUGAGGGUGGAGAUCGAGAGAGGCCUGAAGAAGAGCAGCCACCAGGAGGCCACCGUCAAGAUGUUGCCCACUUUCGUCCGAAGAACACCGGACGGAACAGAGAAUGGAGAUUUCCUCGCUCUGGACCUCGGAGGGACAAACUUCCGCGUGCUCCUGGUGAAGAUUCGUAGCGGGAAGAAGCGAUCGGUGGAGAUGCACAACAAAAUCUACGCCAUUCCCAUAGAAGUCAUGCAGGGCACAGGAGAAGAGCUCUUUGACCACAUUGUGCACUGCAUCUCCGAUUUCCUGGACUACAUGGGGAUGAAAAGCGCUCGCCUGCCGCUGGGUUUCACCUUCUCCUUCCCCUGCCAUCAGACCAGCCUGGACGCAGGUAUUCUCGUCACCUGGACCAAAGGCUUCAAGGCUACGGACUGUGAGGGUGAAGAUGUGGUGGAGCUGCUCCGGGACGCCAUCAAGAGGAAAGAGGAGUUUGAGCUGGAUGUGGUGGCGAUAGUGAACGACACGGUGGGGACGAUGAUGACCUGCGCGUACGAGGAGCCCAACUGUGAGGUGGGACUGAUCGCAGGGACCGGCAGUAACGCCUGCUACAUGGAGGAGACGAAGAACAUCGAGAUCGUGGAGGGAAGCGAAGGCCGUAUGUGUGUGAACAUGGAGUGGGGGGCUUUCGGAGACAAUGGCUGCCUGGACGACAUCAGGACCACGUACGACCAGUCGGUGGACGAGAACUCGCUCAACGAAGGGAAACAGAGAUAUGAGAAGAUGUGCAGUGGCAUGUACCUUGGAGAAAUCGUCAGGCAGAUUCUGCUCGAUCUGACCAAGCGGGGCUUCCUCUUCCGGGGACAAAUCUCAGAGGCGCUGAAGACCCGGGGCAUCUUCGAGACCAAGUUCCUGUCACAGAUAGAGAGCGAUCGUCUGGCGCUGCUACAGGUCAGGGCCAUCCUGCAGCAGCUGGGGCUCGACAGCACCUGUGAUGACAGUAUUAUCGUGAAGGAGGUGUGCGGCACGGUGUCCCGUCGCGCCGCUCAGAUCUGCGGAGCCGGGAUGGCGGCCGUGGUCGACAAGAUCCGUGAGAACAGAGGCCUGGACCACCUCGACAUCACAGUGGGCGUGGACGGCACGCUCUACAAGCUGCACCCACACUUCUCACGGAUUUUCCAUCAGACGGUGAAGGAUCUCGCCCCGAAAUGUGACGUCAACUUCCUGCUAUCGGAGGACGGCAGCGGGAAGGGGGCCGCCCUCAUCACCGCUGUCGGUUGCCGCCAGAGAGAGCUGGAUGCCCAGCAGCAGUGAGGAGCUCCUUGAGGAAAAACUACCUGCUGCUCCGCCCUGCCUUCCACCCACCGCACAGCCGACAUCCCAUCCACCCCCCCCUUGGCAGCCGUGACUCGCCCUCUGCCCCACCUGGCCCCCCCCCCACACACAGCCAGAGAGUCAUGCUGCAUGAAUAGGAAAUUAAAUAUCUGAUUUAUUUAUACUGCACCAGAGGUUUUAUUAUUUCCAUGUUUGUACAUUUUCCUCUAUAGCCCGUCAGUAAACGGAUCAAUCUAAAAAUCCAUAGGUGUGCAAUAUUUGUGUAUUGCCAAUUUUAUUUUUAUAUGGAGGCAAAUAUAUAAUUGUGUUUAUAUAGCUGAGGCCACUUUGAAUCCCAGAGGUCAUUAAGAUUUUUGCAUCAUAGACACUAGAAAAUGUUAGCACUUUUUAUAUGAGGGUGACAAACAACAAGCAGCUUUUCAAUGUAACUUCCAAACGAAGGACGUCUUUUCGACUGGCUCCAAAAGGGCUCGCUGCAAAAAGGGUUGAAUACAAGAGUCACGGCUGUUCAAAUCAUCCUCAUGUCUGUGCAACCACACGAUGUGCUUAGCUACUAAACACUCUUUGUGUAACCGUCAUUGUAACUCUCAUAUUAAAGUACACCACGUUCUCCUCCAGAACUAGAAAGGCCGAGAGUGGAAGUGUUAUCCUGUUGCUAUUUGUGAACUACUAUACUUUUGGUGUUGUGAUGAAUCCCCCACUUUUUUCUCAUUGUACGUGCAAAAGAAUAAGUGUUUAUCGGGCCCCUGUGAAAAGAGUGGAUACUAUGAGCGCUUCUGUGUGUACCUGUGGCGAGUGUGUCUUUCUGUAGUGAGCUGUAGCUUUCAAUGUCCAAAGCUCUGUGGAGACUGCAUGCCUUACAUUAAGACAAAGGAGAGUUCUGGAUCAUUCUUCUUCUUUCUUUCUGUUUUUCUUUUGUACAUCAAUAUAGAUUUGUGAUCGACACCGUGGAAAGUGAAUUCAUUAAAUUAUAUUUUGUUGUGGACCAAA
Messenger RNA from Eleginops maclovinus (Patagonian blennie), 4085 nucleotides. Its product is annotated as hexokinase-1. Gene Ontology annotation, molecular function: fructokinase activity; mannokinase activity; glucokinase activity. Gene Ontology annotation, biological process: glucose 6-phosphate metabolic process; intracellular glucose homeostasis; carbohydrate phosphorylation. Lineage: Eukaryota; Metazoa; Chordata; Actinopteri; Perciformes; Eleginopidae. Gene Ontology annotation, cellular component: mitochondrion; cytosol. The transcript has 19 exons. The coding region runs from base 315 to 3074 and encodes 919 amino acids. The record is from RefSeq and is a predicted model, not a curated record.